CUCAACAUCGGUGGGCUCUUUUCCAUGCACCAAAUUCCCAGGAAAAUAAGCAUCAAAUUUGACACCAAACCAAAGCAACUGAAGUGUUCACGAGGCCAUUUCAGAGAAUUCCGGUUUGCCCAGACCAUGAUCUUUGCCACUGAAGAAAUAAACAACAAAACCGACCUUCUCCCAGGUGUAUCUCUUGGAUACAAGAUAUAUGAUUCAUGUGUCUCUCCAAUAUUCUCUCUAAAAGCAGCCAUGGCUCUGAUGAACGGUUAUGAGGAAACGCUGUCUGACACAUCUUGCUUCACACCACAAGUAGUGCAGGCCAUUAUUGGGGCAUCCAUUUCGACAAAUGCCAUUGCAAUUGCAGCAACUGUUGGAUUAUUUCAGAUUCCAGUGAUCAGUCACUUUGCAACAUGUGCAUGUCUGAGCAACAGAAAAGAGUUCCCCUCAUUCUUCAGAACCAUUCCCAGUGACUAUUACCAGUGCAGAGCACUGGCUCAGAUGGUGAAGCACUUUGGCUGGACCUGGAUUGGAGCUGUGAGAAGUGAUAAUGACUAUGGCAACAACGGGAUGGCCACAUUUAUAGAAGCUGCUCAACAAGAAGGCAUCUGCAUUGAGUAUUCUGAAAAAUUUCACUUAGCAGAACCAGAGAAAUUACAGAAGGUUGUAGAUGUUAUCAGAAGAGGCACUGCAAAGGUAAUUGUAGCAUUCCUUGGUCGCGGUGAAAUGAGCAAGUUUUUGGAGCAGCUGACCUCUCAGAAUGUUACUGGUCUCCAAAUGGUUGGCAGUGAAGGAUGGAUAACAGCAAACAAUCUUGCCUCACCAACAAGUUUCAGGGUACUGGAAGGAUCUAUUGGCUUUGCUGUCACCAAAGGCAAAAUAAAUGGCUUCAAAGAAUUUAUAUUAAAACUUCACCCAUCCCAGUACCCAAAUAAUACUGUUGUAACAGACUUUUGGGAAGCUGCUUUUCAGUGUUAUCUCAGAAAUAGAGAUGACAAACCUCACAUUGCCCCAUGCACUGGAUCUGAGAACUUGAGUGAACUGGAAAAUGAUUACACUGACGUAUCAGAGCUGAGAAUCUCCAACAAUGUUUACAAAGCAGUAUAUGCUGUUGCUCAUUCUCUACAUGACCUGUUGGCAUGUACACCCCAUCAAGGCUGCACAAAUAGUCUGAAAACAGAACCAUGGCAGGUUCUUAAGGCUCUGAAAAAAGUCAAUUUCACUUUGGGAACUGGAGAGAAAGUCUCUUUUGAUAGUAAUGGAGACCCAAUAGCCAGAUAUGAGGUGGUGAACUGGCAGCUGGCUCCUGAUGGUGCAGUAGAGUUCAGAGCGGUUGGCUACUACGAUGCUUCUUUACCACCUGGUCAGCAGUUUGUGAUGAGCCCUGUUAGUAUGGUUUGGGCAGGUGGGCAGGAAGAGAAACCAAGGUCAGUGUGCAGUGAGAGCUGUCCCCCAGGCACUCGGAAGGCUGUGCAGAGAGGAAGGCCAGUCUGCUGCUAUGACUGUGUGCCCUGUGCUGAGGGAGAAAUUAGCAAUACGACAGAUUCUAAUGACUGCAGUCAAUGUCUGGACGAAUACUGGUCUAAUGCUAAAAGAGACCAAUGUGUUUUAAAGGCUGUCGAAUUUCUGUCCUUUCAAGAAAUUAUGGGAAUAGUGCUUGUAAUCUGUUCUAUUUUUGGAGUGUGUUUUACUGCAUUUGUGGCUGCGUUGUUCUUCAUAAAAAAGGACACUCCCAUUGUGAAAGCCAACAACUCAGAGCUGAGCUUCCUGCUGCUCUUUUCAUUGGAACUGUGUUUCCUUUGCUCUAUUACCUUCAUCGGCCGGCCCUCUGAGUGGUCUUGUAUGCUGCGCCACACUGCGUUUGGCAUCACUUUUGUCCUCUGCAUCUCUUGUGUUCUGGGGAAAACAAUAGUGGUGUUAAUGGCCUUCCAGGCUACUAUUCCAGGCAAUAAUGUCAUGAAGUGGUUUGGGCCUCCCCAGCAGAGACUGAGUGUGCUUGCUUUCACUCUCAUACAGGUCCUUAUUUGUGUGCUUUGGUUAACAAUAUCCCCUCCUUUCCCCAAUAAAAACAUGAAGUACUUCAAAGAAAAAAUUAUUCUAGAAUGUGAUGUAGGAUCAGCAGUUGGGUUCUGGGCUGUACUGGGUUAUAUUGGGCUCCUCUCUAUACUGUGUUUUGUUUUAGCUUUUCUGGCUCGCAAGCUGCCUGACAAUUUCAAUGAAGCCAAGUACAUCACAUUCAGCAUGCUCAUAUUCUGUGCAGUCUGGAUCACCUUUAUACCAGCUUAUGUCAGUUCACCUGGAAAGUUCACUGUAGCUGUAGAGAUCUUUGCAAUUUUAGCAUCUAGUUUUGGCUUGCUGUUCUGUAUCUUUCUUCCAAAAUGUUAUAUAAUAUUAUGCAGACCUGAGCAGAAUACGAGAAAACAUAUAAUGGGUAAAACAGACACGAAAUCUCAGUGA
Molecule: messenger RNA, 2445 nt
Organism: Conger conger (European conger)
Lineage: Eukaryota; Metazoa; Chordata; Actinopteri; Anguilliformes; Congridae
Product: extracellular calcium-sensing receptor-like
Exons: 6
Coding region: 25-2445 (806 amino acids)
Biological process (GO): G protein-coupled receptor signaling pathway
Cellular component (GO): membrane
Molecular function (GO): G protein-coupled receptor activity
Source: RefSeq, a predicted model, not a curated record